AUGCCGGCCAGGUUAAGUCGCCCUCCGGGGAAGGUUCUUAUCGGCCUGAAGGGAAAAUCCAGUGUGAAAACCCUACCAAAAAUUAAAGAAAAUCUUGAAGUCACCGAAGUGAGCCAUUCACCCCACCAGAGCAAUCAAGUGAAUGUCAAAGCAGCAACAGACUUGGAAAAAAACAAAGAGAAAAUAGAAGAAAACACUGUACCGCUGAAGGAAUCCCUGAUAAUCAACUUUGAAAGUAAAGAAAGUUUGAAAAAUGCUGAAGUGACUUCAAGUACAGGAAUGACUCUUCCCACAGGUGUUUCAACCUUUCUCCUAGAGUGUUUAGAUGUAGAUUCAACUGCAGAUUAUAACACAGGUGCUAGUGACAGCCUGAACAGUUGCCCAUCCCCUGAAACAUUCAGAGAUGAUUGUUCAGAAAGAAGUAAUUUUUACUGUGAGGACUCUGGCAAAUACAGGAACUCUACUCUCCUGGACUCCAGCAAAGCAGUGACCAUAGAUAAGAUGCCACAGAUCUCAAAUCUUUCAGCAAUAUUAGAACCUGUACCGGAUGAUUUUCAAGACCAAUACACUAGAAGAAAGAGACCAUCAAAUUGCAAUUACAGUUCUUCAGUAUUAAGUGUUUCAACUACUCUGGCAGGAAAAAAAGUCUGUAAAAUUACAGCUGCAAGAGAGAGAACUCCAGACCUAAAAACUGGUAUGCGCUGUUCUUCACCGUUAGGACCGGAAAGAAAGCCUGACAAUCAAGCUGCUAAACCCGAAAGGCUGAAGUGUAAGAAAAAAGAAAAAAAUUCUAAUACGUUAGAAGGUGGUACAUCGUCAUUCGGUCAGCUUGACGCCCCAGGAAACACCUCAGCCAACUCAGUGGGGUUGACAGCAGAAGUAGUGCCGUCCAAAUGGACGGAUGCUGUGGUGCAAAUGAGUUCCACCGUGCUGAUCGUGGAGGAAAAUAAAGCCCUAAAAAAUCUUGGUUUUGCUCAGCCUGCAGAGCUAGAUCUUAGCUUGUCACCAGUGUGCAAAGCCUCACCUGGGGAAGACCUGUUCCUGAAUACCACAGGUCCAUACGUAAAUUCAGAAGAAAUUGUUCCUGCAUCUCUGAGCUCAGAAAAAGAAAUUAUUCCUCAAAGUCCAGAAGAAAAGAAUGUUUUUCAGCCUCUGUGUGGCAGACAAGAAAUCUGCUCCAUUGUCAGAACUUCACCGUGCCGGAGGCCUUCCAGGCUUCACCAAAUUCCAGUUAACACAAAAGCAUUCUGCCUUCCCGAGGGAGUGCCUGAAGAUACUAUUACGAGUACCAAAAACUGGAUCUACUGUAAACACAGAUGAGACUUCUGGGUUUCAGCAGGAGUCAACAGAAGAAAUAACCGUCUUGCUACUGCAGCAGGGAGGUGAAACAGAACUACUAACCAGUAGUUAAUGGCCGUAUUUUUGUGGUGUAUACAUUC
Molecule: messenger RNA, 1439 nt
Organism: Aptenodytes forsteri (emperor penguin)
Lineage: Eukaryota; Metazoa; Chordata; Aves; Sphenisciformes; Spheniscidae
Gene: MEIKIN
Product: meiotic kinetochore factor
Exons: 14
Coding region: 1-1320 (439 amino acids)
Biological process (GO): homologous chromosome segregation; meiotic sister chromatid cohesion, centromeric; meiosis I sister chromatid cohesion
Cellular component (GO): kinetochore
Source: RefSeq, a predicted model, not a curated record